This is a messenger RNA of Drosophila kikkawai, 3303 nucleotides long. RefSeq names its product transmembrane protein 198. NCBI's taxonomy places the organism in Eukaryota, Metazoa, Arthropoda, Insecta, Diptera, Drosophilidae. Gene Ontology annotation, cellular component: plasma membrane. The record is from RefSeq and is a predicted model, not a curated record.
UUGAAGCUGCAAACGUCCGCUGUCUGCCCCAUGUUGCAGUGUGAAAUCGAGUGAAAAUGUCUACCCCAGAUCGGAACGCUGGCAGGGAUUAGGCAGGCGCCGCCAGCGACAAAAGGAUUUGGAUUAGGAUUCGGAAGGAGCAGGCUGCCCCGAGGAGCUCCGCCCUAUUUUGAGCUGCUCUGCAGGUUGACACACAAAGCCAGAGAGAGGACGCGCAGAUAAAGGAGUAGGAGGAGCACGAGACCAUGCCUGAAACAGUGCAGGAAUGCGGACAGUGUCGCCAGUGAACUGCAGUGAACCACAAUCGCCAGCUAAUCCUACAGAGCUCUGCCAACAACAACAACAAAAACAAUAACAAAAUCAGCAUUAAUAACAACAUCUACAUACGAUCCUCGAAAUGAGGGUGAGCGCGGGCGCGGACGUGGGCUACGAUGGCCACGACUAUGGCUCCGACGACACCAUGGGCAUCACGCACCUGGACUGGCCAUUUCUCAUAAAGGGCAUACUGGAGGGCCAGGCGUGCACACCGACUGCACCGGAACCGCUUUCCGCCAUCCUGUGGGCCAUAUUUGCGGUAUUCGGCAUUGUUUAUGCCCUGCUAGGCUACCGCUGCCUGCGCGCUGUCGGCUUCCUCAGCGGCUUAAUGGUUGGCGCCAAUGGCAUCUUCAUUCUACAGGACUUUCAGAUCACUUUCUUGGGCAAGCCGGCGGACUCGGCGCUGGCCAUAGUGGCGGGUCUUCUGGGCGCUGUUCUUGGAUCCACAUACCCGGUGGCCUCCGUCCUGAUUAGCGCCUUUGCCGGAGCCUUGCUCUCCGGCGCCGCCAUGGCCGUGUGCGUAGCCACCAUGCCGGACAAUGAAUUUGGGUACCGCGAAAUCUAUGUGGCGGUGGUGGGUGGAGCUGUCAUCUGCUCGGUGUUAACCCUCUGUUGCGUCAAAUAUGUGACCAUACUUACCUCCAGCAUCGUUGGCACCGCCAUGAUCCUGGGCGCCAUUGACUUUUUUAUGCACGGCCUGGAGACCAUCAGUUGGAUACUCAGCAUGCGACCGCAUCCAUCGCCGCCUCCUUGCUACGGCGGCCUUUUGAUCGCCGCCUGGCCCAUCACCAUUGUGCUCAGCAUUAUGGUGCAGUGCUUCAUCACUGCCUGGCGUGUGGAUCAUCGCAAGCGGGUCUACAUGCGGCACCACAACCAUCCCGGGCACGCCCAUCCCCCUCACCUGCCGAACAGCAGCCAGCAGCAGUCUGGGCCAGGACACACCCAUGCCCCUGUACGACGUUCCCAGUCGCGCAAUCGGGAGACGCGCGAGGAGGCCAGGCAGCGCAAGUUCCGCUACCUCUACCAGGUGCGAACGGCACGCGGUGACAUUAUAUCGCAGAAUUUUGUGUCCGCUUUGCAGAAGCGCAUCCAGCUCAGCGGCACCGAGACGCCCUCCGAGCGGUCCAUUAAGAGCAGCUCAAACGAGCGAAACACAUUCCGCAGCGACCGGACCCACUUCACCACCAUCCACGACCCCGACUCGGAGCUGUGCGACAAGAUCGAGAUUGUCCGUGACAUUGGAUAACAAACAAGCAAUAGCUACAUGUAACUAUACCCGUAAGGGGGCUACGGGCUGCGGUACUUGGGCGCAGAUGGGAUAACAGGUCGGGGGACACCUGGCUUGCCAGGGAACAGGGACAGGGACUCUAGAGAGUCCACUGGAGGAGACACAAGUACGGUUGCAUGUAGAAUUUGUAGUUGGGGCACAAAGUGCCAAAAUACUGGACAUGGAAACAGCUAGGCAGGUGGAUGAUUUGGACAGGAGUGGAAAGAGUAAGAGAAGGAGAAGCUUUAAAGGAUCUGGGUCUGGAAAAUUGUUGACAUAAGGCUACCCUAAUAUUGCACAUCCGUCUUUCGGUUUACGGAUGCCGGAAGAUUUUGUUCUCUCCUUCACUUACAUACAUAUAUUCGAAUGUUACUACAGACGACACACUUACCGUUAGGAAUAUAUAGGAACACAAUGGAGGGACGAGUGAUGACGGAUACCUUGUAUUCCUGCAACUACUUAAUACUAGUUACGCUUCUCCCCACUUCAAAUAUCGCUGGGCACAGACGCCGCCAUUACUAAUCAGUUCAUAUCUGUGUUAUAAUUAUACGAUACAAGGCCGGAAACGGAAGCGGGGCUACAAACAUAACAUACAAACUAACGAACUUCGUUUCAUUUCCACUAUCAAAUAGGCCUAAGGAUUACGUUUAAAACUCUAUACACACCCCCCAGAGAAUACAAUACUACAAUACCUACUAAGUACAAUAAAAGAAGGAGUGGAGAGGGGAGAUAUGUACUACCGAGAUCCGUAGAUGCAUUUGAAUUUUAAACUUGUACAGUUGGAGCUACACACACACAGCCAUACAUACAAGGCCACUUUAGAGUUAGAACUUAGAGUUAGCCAAAAGUUAAGCCACUAACUGUAAUUGAUACACUAUAUAGAACACUCGACAUGUCGAUAUAUGUAACUCGCAAUCGCUGUAGGGUAAUCACGAGUCAUGCCGCACACACAGCCAAGGCUGGAUUCCAGGGGAUCCGCUCUCAGCAUUAUAUCCGUACGAUAAUUAUGUAUUUUAAGCUCCGAGAUCCAUGCAAACUGCGGUACAAACUCAAAUGAAUUCCAAUCCGAUUCGCGCGGCAUUACCAUUUAGUGAUAUAUGUAGGAUAUAAGGCUAAAGCUAAAGGGCCACAGGGAUGGGAUUGGACAUUGCCAGGCAGGCACUUCCCUAACGUAUCGAUUGGUUUCCGUUUCCGUUUCCCAUUACUAACUUUUGAAAUCGAGUUUCCUGUUUCCUAUUAGGUUUGAGCCCUUAGUUUUUAUAGGAAUUGCUGCCGUCCGCAAUUGUUGAUUUAUACUACAAUUCUACUCGGAUUCAGACUUGGUUGUUACUUCCGUUUUAAUGUUCAACAGCAGUGUCUGAUCGAUCGGAGGAUAAUGGCUUUGGCUAGGCAUUUACCAGGACCCUUGUCAGACAAGGGUUCAUUCCGUUUAAUUCAAUAUUUACCACCUAAGGAUAAUAACAACAAACUAAGCAAAAACUAACGUAGUGGAAAAUCUUAAAGUCGCAUAUAUACGAAUAUGUAUACACUGAAAACCAAAUUAAUAACUAAUUCGGGAUCGAAGAGGGCUAAUGCUAAGGCCAAUAUCGCGUACUAUCCGGCGCUAUUCCUUGCAGACAAAAGAGAAGUCUCCUGAAAGCCUGGAAAGGGACACUGCGAUGAGGCACACACAUAAAAAAAAAAAUAACUUGUAAUAACCAAAGAAAAUACAUAUUAAAUAA